This is a messenger RNA of Aspergillus costaricaensis CBS 115574, 1263 nucleotides long. Its product is annotated as Zn(II)2Cys6 transcription factor domain-containing protein. The record is from RefSeq and is a predicted model, not a curated record. The transcript has 2 exons. The coding region runs from base 1 to 1263 and encodes 420 amino acids. Gene Ontology annotation, molecular function: DNA-binding transcription factor activity, RNA polymerase II-specific; zinc ion binding. Gene Ontology annotation, biological process: regulation of transcription by RNA polymerase II. Lineage: Eukaryota; Fungi; Ascomycota; Eurotiomycetes; Eurotiales; Aspergillaceae.
AUGCAGAUUCGCUCGCGGAGAUCACACAAUAAAUCCCGCGCAGGAUGUCAGAAUUGUAAAAAACGGCGUGUCAAGUGUGAUGAGAAAAAGCCACAUUGUACAAAAUGUGUGCGACACUCGAUCGAAUGUGAUUUUGCUUCCCCAGCCGCCUCGACCUCCCCCGAUCCAACCCGCCGAUUCCGGUUUCGACCAUCCAAAUAUCAACCCGGUUCAAGAACAUCAUCACCCAGCACCCGCACAGAAGCUGUAACAAGCUCAGCUGCAUCCGCAUCCACUGGAGUGCAAUGUGAUCUCGCUGGAAGUGCCCUGUCCGGUGGCAUCUCGUUUGCCGACCUGAAGCUCUAUCACCAUUUUGUGACCUCAACCUACAAAACUCUUGCAGACGAGGAAAUGGACCACAAACGCGUCUGGUCCCAUCACGUUCCACAAUGGGGCAUCUCGUUCCCCUCUAUCAUGCAUCUAAUUCUGGCGUUGUCGGCGCUGCAUUUGGCGCAUGAAGAUCCCGCUUCGCGCACGCAGUUCAUCGCUCAAGCUGACGAUCACUUCACUUUUGGGGUCCGAUCGGUAUCUGCUGUACUGUGCCUUCUGAAUACGGAAAAUUGUCAGCUCAUCUACAUGUCUGCGGCCCUCAUCUGCCUGGUGUAUUUCGGUCGCGGGCCCCGUCGCGGCGAAUAUCUGGUGUUUAGUGACAUCGGCCGAUCCGAGUGGCUCAUCUUGUUGCAUGGCGUGCAUUCUAUUCUAUCGCAAAAUCAUGAUCGCGUCUUCACCGGUGUUCUAGAACCGAUUCCGGACGAUAGUAUCGGCGGUGUGAGUGAUGAGUUGCAGGCAGAACUGGACCAGCAUCUGCAACAGGUCCAACAAGUCCAGGCUUUUAUCAUGUCUCAUGUGACCGAUGAAACGUCCCGAAGCUUGUUCGCAGCUGCCAUAAAUGAUCUACUCUCGGCAUUCGAGGAAGUGUAUAAGAUGCGCAGCGCUGGGAAGGAUGGCAUCUGCCUGAUGCAUCUGGUGGUGGGGUGGGUGUACCGUCUACGGGCGGAGAUGAUCUCUCUUUUGGAGCAGAAGGACCGAUACGCAUUGAUUCUCUUUGGGCAUUGGAGUAUCUUGUUGGUGUAUCAGCGGUCGUCGUGGCUAAUGCAGGGAUGGGAUGCGCAUGUGCUGCAUGGAGUGCGCACAUCCUUGGGAGAGGAAGACCAGCAAUGGCUUGCGUGGCCGAUCCAGGUGAUUGAAGGGGGAGUACCUACACAUAGCACUUCCAUACUGUAA